Molecule: messenger RNA, 549 nt
Organism: Oppiella nova
Lineage: Eukaryota; Metazoa; Arthropoda; Arachnida; Sarcoptiformes; Oppiidae
Source: the annotation of a GenBank genome assembly
GACAUAAACCGAGACUUUUGUGAUGUACUCAUCGCCGCCAAACUGAAAGCCAUUUGCGAGGACAAGGAGUCGGCCCAGUAUUUUACAGAUGAAAACCUAUCCUCCGUUAUGAUCGACCUGUUUAUUGCCGGAGUCGAAACAUCAAUGACAACACUUCUAUGGAUGAUAUUAUUGAUGAUACGUAACCCAAAUAUACAACGAAAGUUGCGAGAUGAGAUUCAUGAGAAGCUUAAUGACAAUGUUCCUGUCAUAAGUGACAAGGUUAACUUAGAUUAUGUCAUGGCGUAUAUAAACGAAACUUUAAGGUAUCCAAUUCCGGCGAAUACAUACGUUAUAGUGGACCAUGGUUGUAUUUUAAUGGAUGAGAAUAAUUGGAAAAAUGCCGACCAAUUUAACCCAGAUCGCUUUCUAGAUGACCAGGGCAAAUAUGGUACUGUCAAACCGGCUGCAUUCAUACCAUUUAGUACGGGUCGUCGUUUGACAAAUGAUUAUGAAUUGAAAUUGGUGAAUGAGGAUACAGUGACAUUAGAUCCUGAGCCUAGCAAAUGA